Alligator mississippiensis (American alligator) is the source of this 7239-nucleotide messenger RNA. RefSeq names its product FOS like 2, AP-1 transcription factor subunit (gene FOSL2). Gene Ontology annotation, molecular function: RNA polymerase II cis-regulatory region sequence-specific DNA binding; DNA-binding transcription factor activity, RNA polymerase II-specific. The coding region runs from base 413 to 1468 and encodes 351 amino acids. The record is from RefSeq and is a predicted model, not a curated record. Gene Ontology annotation, biological process: regulation of transcription by RNA polymerase II. NCBI's taxonomy places the organism in Eukaryota, Metazoa, Chordata, Crocodylia, Alligatoridae. Gene Ontology annotation, cellular component: nucleus. The transcript is spliced from 5 exons.
CGGGAGCUAGCGAGCGCCCCGGGCGGAGCGGGGAGGCGCGCGGGCUCGGGGGGUGGGACUGGCCCCCCCUCGCGCCCAGACACUCAAGGACACGGACACAGGCAGAGCCACAGGCACACGCGCGCCCGCAGGUACCGCCGCGCACACGGGGCACGCUCACACGCACUCAACUCAGGUACAGGCACUCACACUCACACACACACUCAUAGACACACACACAUACUCAUACACUCGUAAGCACACACACAGAGGCGCACACUCAUACACUCAUAGAGGCACACACUCGCACACACCCACCCACACACAGGUACACUCAGGCGCAGACCCCAGGGACGUACGCGCACACUCGCAGGCACAGCCGCGGCCCCCGCCCGGCCCGGGCCGAGCCCUUGGAGCGCCCCGGGCAGCGGACAUGUACCAGGACUAUCCCGGGAGCUUCGACACGUCCUCGCGGGGCAGCACGGGCUCUCCGGGACACCCCGAGCCUUACUCCGGCGGCGCCGCGCAGCAGUUUGGCCUGUCUUACACUCCAGAGUGGAAUGCGUCUGUGUUCAAAGUGGAUGAUUUUCGUGCAAUCUCGGGCCUACUGAAUUCAAAAUUCCGAGUAGAUAUGCCAGGAUCCGGCAGUGCUUUUAUUCCCACGAUUAAUGCCAUAACAACCAGCCAAGAUCUGCAGUGGAUGGUGCAGCCUACUGUGAUCACCUCCAUGUCGAGUCCCUACUCUCGCUCCCAUCCUUACAGCCAUCCUCUGCCCAACCUAUCUUCGGUUGCUGGACACACUGCCCUGCAGAGACCUGGCGUUAUUAAGACUAUUGGGACAACAGUGGGCAGAAGGAGAAGAGAUGAGCAGCUGUCACCCGAAGAAGAGGAGAAGCGAAGGAUCCGGAGAGAGAGGAACAAGCUGGCAGCUGCUAAGUGUCGUAACAGGCGUCGAGAGCUGACAGAGAAACUCCAGGCGGAGACUGAGGAGCUGGAGGAGGAGAAAUCAGUACUGCAGAAAGAGAUAGCAGAUCUGCAGAAGGAAAAAGAUAAGCUGGAGUUCAUGUUAGUGGCUCAUAGCCCCGCAUGUAAAAUCAGCCCAGAGGAGCGUCGUAGCCCCCUGUCAAGCAGCCUCCAAACUGUCCGGACCGGAGUGAGUGGAGCUGUAGUGGUGAAGCAGGAGCCUGUGGAGGAAGAGAUCCCAUCCUCCUCUUUGGUCCUCGACAAAGCCCAGAGGUCUGUCAUUAAGCCCAUCAGCAUUGCAGGGGGGUUUUAUGGGGAGGAGUCACUCAAUACUCCCAUCGUGGUGACCUCAACGCCUGCCAUCACCCCUGGCUCCUCUAGCCUGGUCUUUACAUACCCCAAUGUGCUGGAUCAGGAAUCUCCUCUCUCCCCUUCAGAGUCCUGUUCCAAAGCUCACCGGAGAAGCAGCAGCAGCGGUGACCAGUCCUCGGAUUCCUUGAACUCUCCAACUCUGUUAGCGUUGUAAUCCCUCUGCAUCCCCCAUUUGCCAAUGUGUUACAUUCCCGCCCAGUACCCUGGGGGGACACCCCCUCCACAGGAUUAAAGACAGGCACAAGGUCGUUUAAGCACAAGGGCAGCAAGAGCAAGAAAGGGGAAAUGCUGUGGCUCCAGGACCUUCCUGGGGCAGGAAGAAUGAGAACAAACAGAAGCUCCAUGGAAGAGGAAAUGGCAAUGGUGGGAAUGAAAUUCCUUGUCUGUUUGGAGAGGGGGAAAUCCCUCUGUAGGAGCUGCCUAUGGAAAUCUUUUUGUGUCUUUAGAGGACUUGGGAAAACACUCUUGGCCAGGACUGGAGGCGAGCUGCAGAAAGUCACUAAUCAUCCCUUGCCUUUGUGAAUUACUUUGAAAGGUUACUUGCUGUGCUUACUUAAACCUGGUUAGUUUUGAUCUUACUAGAUAUUUUUCUGUCUUAUUUUUUGUUGUUGUAGCUGUUGUUACCAAGACAUUUCAUCUAGUCAGUCUAAACUCUAAAGGCUUGUUAUGAUCUUUGUUAGCUGCUGAUGAUGUUGGGGAAAGGAGUUGUAGGAAACAUUGCUGUUGUCAAGGUGGGAGGGUGGAUUUGGAGGAUGGAGGGGGGAGUUGAGAGGCACCCCAAGGACUAUGUGCAGAGUUCGAUUUGAUGGCGUAUAAGUCUCUGUGACAAGGACAUGGUGAAGAGAGACUGUAGGAGGCUCGUAUGUUUGGGUUGGGGGAGGCAAGGAGUGAGUAUGAGAGGAACCAUUGAGUGUGAGAGAUGCUUUGUUCUCCUGUGCAGUGCAAUAGCCAGGUUAGCAAAACACCUCCUGUAUGGGGCCAGGAGAGGUGCCAGGAAACUGAUGGGAUGCUAGAGUCAGUUUCCACUAGACUUUGGCAGUGUUUCUUCUGUAAUUAGGGUUUGCCAGAUUGGCUUCUGGACCUUGUUUCCUUUGCCCUGGCUGCCAGCCACCGUGGGUGUAACUCACCUUCCUCCUCAUCGCACUGUCUGAUUCAGAGGUUGAUCCCAGCCUGAGAGCAAGCCUUACCUCCCCAGCCCAUAUCCAGAAUGUGUCACUAAAGAGAAUGUGCUGGUCCUGUGAAUCCAGGAAAGAGAUUAACUGAAGACAAGAGGGCAAGGCUACCUGGAUGUUCACUUGGCUGCUUCCUUUUGGCACCCAUGCAACAGUGCAGUUGUACCUCUGAGCUCUGUUUGGUUCUGUCACUCCACUCAUAGCUUCCUUGAUGUUAAGGUCAGAGGGGCCCAUUUUGAUCAUCCAUUCAGACCUCCUGUAUAGCACAGGCCAUAGGACUUACUUGAAUUAUAUCCUUGUCAGAAUUACAGCACAUCUUGUAGAAGAACAUCCAAUCUUGAUUCCAAAACUGACAGUGAUGGAAUCCAUCAUUACACCUCAGUCCCUGGCAUCUGUUGGGUUUUGCUACUUGAUUGAUAUGGGGGAGAGGAGGUUCUGGUCUUCAAGGCACCUGGAGAGCUGUGCCCCUCACCACCCUGGGUCUUCUUACGCACGGUGUUUGGUGCCAGCACAGUGUCCCUGAUCAAGCACAGCUGUUUAACACUGAUGUUCACUACUGAUAACAGUGAUGUGCUUAACCUGAGUUCAUCAGCAGUUAGCUUCCAACUCUUGUUGAUGUCAAUGACACUGAAGGAUCUUGGUCACGUGCACGUUAGGUUUUUCUAAGAGUGGGUGUUGGAUCAGGUCACUUGAGUGGAAGCUGAAGGCUCACUUAAAUGUACUCAAAGGGAAUCUCCAUGAUCCCAGCUCACCGCAGCUGCAGGGUAGCACAUCAGAGCUACUUCUAUUUGUGUGAUAUCUUCUUUGCUUUAUUGACAGAAAUCUAUUUAUGUUCUGUGUGAGGCUGGACUGGAGAAAUCUUUGAUGCACUUAUGCCAUUGUAAGGGCCAAUCCUGUGAAGUGCUCAGCUCCUUCACAUCCUACUGACUCCACUGGAAUUAAGACUGCUCAACACCUGGCUGGACCCGACUUUUACUGAGCAGUUGGGGGUCCUCCAGUAUCUUUGAAUUUUUAUAUCUUUCUUAAAGGGUCACUGUCUUGGCCCUGAACAAAAAUGUUGCAGGGGUUGUUAUUUUUAUUGUAUUUUUUAAAACAAGCAUUUUACAAGUUCUUCUGCCGUAAGCAGAAAGAUAUUAAUGAGUUCCUACAAAACUGAAGUCCAGUAGUCCUGUUCUACUUCUCAGCAACUUAAAUCUUUUCUACAUUAUUCCAGCAACAGAGAUCUAAAACUAGACAGUGUUACAUCAGGAAAAAUUGCUGCUUCUUUUACCCAGUCUAGCAGAGUCUCCCUUGCUUUGGGAAUAUUCAGUAAAAUGGCCUUGUUUCACUCCCACCCCAACACGGUGGAACAUCAUGCUAACAGGUGGUGACUCCUCUUAAGACUUUCUUUUUUUUUUUUCUUCUCUGCUUGCCCCCCAGUGCUUCCUGGACCAGUUGACCUGAUUUAUCAUUUUGCAGAGAGUCACUGGAACAGAGGUUGGAUUGAUAAAUGAAGUCCAAUCCUACAAGGAACUGAGUAGAGACCUGCUUCCUACACUUCUGAGUUUAUUAAAUUGGCAGCAGGAGAGCAAACGCCUCCUCUGAAGUCUUGCUGAUCACCACACAAGUCUGUGGUGUCUUUGAAAAUAUUUACUAGACCCCUUUAGUAUUGGGAAAUGAGGCAUUGCUCACAAGCUGAUCAGCUGCCUAUCAGACUUGUGAUAUGACAGCCAUUGAUUGUCCUUACUGUAGAGAUGUGCUGACAAACCUCCAGGAGAGUAACAGAUCCAUCCAGCAUUGGUGGGUAAUCAGAGAAGCAAAAUAUACUCUCCAGUCAUCCUUUCCCUUGCCUAUGAAACCUUUCUUUGUCAUCAGCAAGAGUCAGACUUACAAAUGAGAGGUGCCUGUUAACACAGGUGGCCUAAACCCCUGUCUCAGCUAUAGAUUGCUUUCUACAAGGGACUUCAAGACUUUUUACAGAUACCAAACCCUUAGCUUAAAGUCUAAAAAUAAUUACUUGUUUCUGUCUUUAUCUAAGCAAAAGAGUCCCCUUUCCUCACCUUUGUGCCAUGGGGGCACAUCCAAUGGAAAAUCUGGCUCUUCUCUUUAGGCCUAAUUCAUUGUGAUGUUGCCAGAUGGCCCCAUCCUCCUCUGUCUGCCUUUAGGCCAUAAGACUCUUUACAUUUUUCUUGAGUGAUGAUGACACAUUAGCUUUUUGACAGUCUUGUUACAAGUCAAGAUACAGCCUGAAGUCUCUGUGAGAUGGGUCCAGGAUCAUUUUUAUUAUGAGUGUCAGCGUGCACAUCUACAUAUGCACUGAUGUGCCGUAGGUACGGUGCAUUAAGUUUUUAGUACCUGUAAUAACAGGUACUAACUAAAUGUGCAGUAAUUGGCACUACUGCACAGUAGCUCUGGUGCACACCUUUUUAGUGACACUAAUGUGCAGGAGAUUCAUUCUACUGCAGUUAGUGCAGUAGCACGGCUUUUGCUGUGAUGUGCUAAUGUGCAGUAGAAUUAGUCUUCUGCACGUUUAGUGCCUUGUGUAGACAUGCCCAAUGUCACCUGCUCUCUUCCAGGUGUUGACCAUCCCCACUAGUCCCCAACUGGUGCUCACCAUGAACAUCCACUACAGGGAUUCCUGGACGUGCAAUGACUGAAUGUUGUAUGUGCCUGGUUGGGGCUCAGGGUGGAUGAUGUCAAGAAUCCAAAGGCCAUUGUAGUCGGUGGAAAGACCUCUAGGGAUUUCAACAGCCUUUGGAUCAUGCUCCUGAUGACUGACUCCAAUUCAGUAAAGUGCCUAAUAACAUGCUUAAAAUUAAUCACUGCCAACGUGGGUGGGAGGGGAGCAGUAGCAGUUAAAUUGAAGGAAACUUUUAUUCAGCCUGCAAGUGAUAUGUCAUCCUGAUGUUGCCCUCCUUUCCCCCAUUCCCCCUUCUAGCUGUGACAUUUGCCUCUGUCCUUUUCUUUUUCUAUGGUAUAGGCACUGGCUAAGUCCAGAAACUGCUUGUGGUAUGAUAGGACUUGGGACCAACAUGCUGGGAUCAGUCGUGGGUUUUUUUGGUUUUUGGGUUUUUUUUUUAAUCUUGUCAGAUGAACUUAAUAGAUCAUUCAAAUUCCUUUAUUUUUGCUGCUUUCUGCAUGUAGGAUCCACCUGGCUUUAGUCUGAAAAAAAGGAAAGAAAGAAAUAGUAUCUCAUUAUUUAUUGGCAGACAAAUAUUUUGUGCCUGCUCCAGCAGAUCUGCUCACCAUUAAUUUAACCUCAUGUUCCUGGUGUUUUGUUGCCCCCCCCCCCCCCCCCCCCUUUAAUCCUAAAGCAGAAUUCUGAAGCAUUGAAUUUUUUUAUUUUUUUUUUUUUUUUUAAAUGACUACAACACUUACAAUCUCUUUCUCAUUUGAAAGGCCAGGUCAAACAUUUUUAGAGGUGGGGGGUAGAGGGGGGAGAGGAAAGGGAAGAGUCUACCGUUUAGUCCUUAUUUAUUUAUCUAUCAUGUUUACAUCUUUUUCUCUGUUCCAGACCUGGAUAUAAAAAAGACAGCAUUAAAAAUACUCAACUUUUUUUUGCAGGCUAAUAAUGCUUUUUUUCAUUUCUUAAAUGAUUCCUUUUUUGUCUGUAUAAAAUGUAUAAAAAGAUAUGUUUCUAAAGAUGCAUUAUCAUUCCUCUGUGAACAGUAGUUAGGGCUGGGGACACAUCUCAGAGUACAAGAUAAUAACAAAAUCUUAUCCUGUUCUACUUAAUUGUUCCCCUCUCAUACUGUCUGAUUAAAGGGUUACUCCACUUUCUUGUCUGUGGUUACUUGAUAUUAAAAACAUAUUAAAAUGUGUAGAAAAUAGGUAUAAAAUUGUUUUUGGUCAGUGAGAGGAUAAAAUGUUGUAUAUAUCUUGAUAAACUGUGUAGUUCAAAAUAACAUCGAUAAGGGAUAGUGCAUCUUUAUUAGAGCGAUAAGUUACUAGUGUCACUGAAGUCUACUUUAAGAUCCUUGUAGGAUAAAAGGGCCUGAUUCUGAUUCCACUCAGAUGUGGGUAAAUCAGAAGUGAUUCCACUGAAGUGAAAUCGGAGGAAUCACACUAGGGUAGAAGCAGUGUGAUGGCAAUCGGGAUCAGGCCCCAAAGAUUCAUACACAUAUAUGGAGAUCAGUGAAUGUUUGGGGCACCAGGAUUUUUUUUUCUCAACAAGUUUAGAUAGUGAUUUUUUUGUUUUGCCUGGGGUGAAAUAGUUUCUUCCAAGAAGGUUCUUCAAGGUGACUGUUGAAUUGGGGCCCUUCAUUCCUUUUUGAUCUUUAUAUAGUUCUUGUGGUCAGGGAGAAACUCGGCUCUGAAGCAGUCUCUCUGGUGUUGACUCUCUUUCUGUUCUUGUUAUUUUACUGUAAUACAGGCCUACAGUAUUUGCACUAAAACAAAAAAGCUUGUUAGAGAAAGCUUGCUGCUAUGAAAGAAAGAACAUAUUAAAAUGGUUUUGCUUUUACAAUUUUACCUGAGUAGCAUUUUAUAGAAUAAAAAUCAAUUUAGAUUGAAAAGAAGAAUGAUUUUUUUGCCCCUCUCUCAACCUUCUUUCUUUUCCUUCCAUUCCUCUGUGGUCUGUUAUUCCCCCUUCCCUUGGUGCUCAGUUGUAAUGAUUGGCUGUGUUGUGACUAUGCUGCUGAGAGUUAUGACACUUGUAAAUCCUGUUUUAAAGACAUUGUGGACACUCUUUUGUAUAGCGAGAGCUAACUGGAGUUCUUCUUUUCUCUGUUAAUUGAAGUCAUUAAAAGACUCUCUUUGCCAUGAACAAUUAAAA